AUGAGCUCCUGGAUGAACGACGCUGCCGUCCAAAAUCACAAUGGCGCAGGCUUCAAUCACCUUGACGAAUCGAAUACUGUUGGAGGAAACAUGAUGGACCCAUCGGGUUUUAUGUCCACUUCCUCAUCCUUUGAUCCCAAUCAAUUUCAGAAUCAACAAUUACAACAAAGAAUGCAAAAUGGUGGAAUGCGCAAUGGGUCGCCGGCCUUCAAUAACCCCGUGUAUCAGACCAAUCCUGUGGUUCCAUCAAAGAGACCAAGGCCGAGGGAAGAUAGUCUAGGUACAUCACCGAGGCAAUCUUCUGGCAUGUUACCUAACUCUCGCUCGCAAACUCCGCAACAAGGUGCUUAUCCUGGGUUUCAAUCUAAUAAUGUCCCUCCGCAACAUGCGCCUCAGCAAACUCCAUAUUCGCAUCUGCAAAAUGGAUCGAGCAAUGCUAGUCCGUCUCCUAUCAUGGCUAACCAGCUACGUCCUGGCGGCGUACCACAGCGAGUCUCUACAGUUUCUCCUCAUCCAUUCUCGCCGUCACAAUCCGACCAUGGCAGCCGAGUCGAUACACCGCAAAGUAGUACAUUUGCUCAGAAUCCUCCGUAUGCACCUGCAUACAGUCAAAAUUUUACACCCCCACCUGGACGAACCUCGGUACCACCGCAAAGCGCAAUGUCAAUGCCACAAAUGCCACCUACGAUGUCACAGCCUCAGAUGUACAAUCAACAGGCCCAACCCCCGAACCAUCAGUCGCAACAAAGGAACUCUUCUUUGGACCAAACUAGGCAAAUGUAUCAGAUGCGACUACAACAAUCACUCCAGCAGCAGCAACAGCAGCAGCAACAGCAGCAACAGCAGCAGCAACAUCAACAGAGUAAUAUACAUGCUGCGCAACGACAGAACAUUCCACCUAGUGUGAAUCCAUUGUCUCAAAGUCAAGUGAUGCAAGCACCGAACGGCCAAUUUGCCGGCAUGCGACCUCAACAAGCUUCUGUAGCACAAAAUCAAAAUCAGAACAGUUUUCUCAAAAGUUUGGCUGCUUUCAUGCAGUCAAAGGGUCUUCCUUUAGAGUCAAAUCCAUUUGUGGGUGAUCGACAUAUUAGUAUUUUUAUGUUAUAUAUGGCAGUGACCAAAUAUGGAGGCUACAGGAAUGUCACGGCACAAAAUGCAUGGCAACAGAUCUCACAAGCCAUUCAAGUACAUCCAUUGAGACACCCAAACGUCCCUCCGCAACUUAAAGCUCUAUAUGAGAGAAACCUCCUUGCAUUUGAGGAGGCUUUCCAUUUAAAUAUGCAACGGCAGAGAGCAGCAGCAAUGAAGCAGGGCGGUAACAUCGGCGUACCUCAAAUGUCACCCAUCAAACAAAUGUCCCCUUCGAAUUCUAUGCAAGCGUCACAUUAUAUGCAACAACAGAUGGCCCAGCAACAGCAUCUUCAGCAGCAACAACAAACUACUCCUAUGAAGCAAAUGACCCCUUUACAUCAUCCUCAACAGCCUGUCAUGAAUGGUUUCUCAACACCGCAAGCUCCACAAGCACAUCCCUUAGGGCCUCAGGGUCAUGCUCGAAACAGUCUCUCGAGGAGUGUUGAGGCUACCCCGCCGCAAAAUGGCAGCGCAUACCCAAUACCGUCUCCAGCCUCGGUACCCAAGGCUGGUAGUAUAUCGUUAGCAUCACCUCCUAAUAAUAUGGUCCCAACAUUAGAUGGGCACAGCGAAGACGAGCUCAUGAACGUGGUCCUCCCGCCAAAGCUGUUAGUUACUUCGCGUAUCCCUGAUACUCACGGCGGUCUCGUUCUACCGGCUCUUCACAAAUUGGGCGACCAAUUGUUAAAGUGGAAGCCAGAUUUUCCAACAAUGGUCGAGAUUGGUACCAUUGACGUGCAUGCUUUAACUAUGAGUCUGCAAUCUGGACUAUAUGCCGAAGUACGAUUGGCUUUAGAUACUCUGUUCCUAUUGUCCUCGGAACAGCGCUUGCCGCUAGAAUUGAAGUCAUGCGACGAUCUGGUCGAGACACUUAUUGAUUGCGCCGAGGAUCAAGUUGAGUUGUUAGCUGAGAACGCGGCGGAAGUGUCGGACAUGAUGCUUAUAAUUUCAUAUGAAGACGUUGUCCGCGCUUGCCAGGCCGAGCAAAGUACUCUACAAGAUAUUCCACCUUUUGGGUCAGAGGAGUACAAGGUAGAUCGAGCUGUUGAGAAGUUGAUUUGCAUAACCAGUAUCAUGCGAAAUCUCUCAUUCUAUGAACCAAACGUAUUGUUCCUUGCAGAAGAAUUUGUUAUCAAAUUUCUAUGUGUGGUCAUAAGGUAUCUGGGAACUCGAAAUAUGCUACUAAGGACGAAUCAGAACACAUUAGAGUUUAUGAAAGAUGGUGUUGUUUUGCUAUCAAAUCUGGCACACGAGAUCAAGUUACCUGGCCGCGAACAAGCAUUGUGUCUAUUGCACUUCCUCUUAGCGUUCGCGCCCUGCCCGCCUCCAAACGUAAUGGGAUCCGAUCGAAUUACAUUUCCGCCGUACGAUCCAACUAUCCAUUAUUAUAUCUAUCCUGCUAUUGAUAGUCUUGCCAAGCUUCUUGCGCGGGAUGAACCAAACCGAACGCAUUACAAAACGAUUUUUGCCUCUGACGUUUCUUCGUCUCCACCUUUCGAUCUUCUGACAAGGACAUUCGCUCUUUCUAUCUCUGCAAUACCUGAUCAACAAAGGGACACCAAACGGGGAACUUUUCUACCGCUGGUGGAGGCACGAAAGGCGAUGUUGAUGCAAGGAAUACUAGCUGCGGAACUGCUGGCAACCCUUGCACCGGGGUACGACAGCGGCAUUGCAAAGGCUUGGUUGACUUCAGAGGAUGGAUUUGCAAAUAAUCUUUCACACCUUGUAUUAACAUUAUGCUACGAAGCUCCACAGGGGCCGUCGCACGGCAGAGUGUCCGCCGUACCCAAAACGACUGAGGAAGAAGCAAUGUUACAUAUCGUUCUUGGUGGCAUUGGAAUACUACGCCGCCUGGCUGAGAAAUCACGAGACCCCGAAGACCCGACCUCUAUGAUACCCAUACCUGGAAUGCCAACGACGGAACGAUUAAUAAAACUACAUGAACGCAAGCAGCCCAGGCUAAAAGAGGCGUUGCGACAAUUGUGCGCUUUUACAAGUCUUGGCUAA
Messenger RNA from Sclerotinia borealis F-4128, 3138 nucleotides. The record is from the annotation of a GenBank genome assembly. NCBI's taxonomy places the organism in Eukaryota, Fungi, Ascomycota, Leotiomycetes, Helotiales, Sclerotiniaceae.